Messenger RNA from Solanum dulcamara, 1774 nucleotides. RefSeq lists its product as uncharacterized. Bases 360 to 1289 code for a protein of 309 amino acids. Lineage: Eukaryota; Viridiplantae; Streptophyta; Magnoliopsida; Solanales; Solanaceae. The transcript is spliced from 2 exons. The record is from RefSeq and is a predicted model, not a curated record.
GGCAAACCCAAUUGGCGCAAUUCCCACAUCUGAUAUUCCACAUUACUGAAGACUGAAAUUUAAUUCCCAAAUCAAAAAAAUUAAAAUCCCUAGUCUGAACUCUGAUAUCUCAACUCUUAUCUCGCGAGUCGGCAGUCGUGACUCUCGCCUCCGGCCUCUCGUCGAGACGUCGUCAAUCCGGGCGCCGUUGUUAGUUGCGCACAAACGCAUAAUUCAGCAUCUCGUCGCUGUUCAUCGACAGUGACAGUGAGCAGUGCCAAAGACUGAACCCAUUCUAAGACCAACUCGCAACAGUGAACACUAAACAUUGAACAAUCCAAGUAACUGAUUGGAACUACACGAACAGUUGGCUGUUAGCUAUGACCAAUGCAUGCAUUUCUAGAUUCAGCAGCAUUCAGAAAGCAGCUGUCCCAUUUCCUGGCAGAUGCUAUCAUGGCAUUGUUUUCUUGAGGAACUUCUCAGCUUUGACAGCUCCAUGUGUCUAUCCAAGCAUUCCUCUCAGUUAUCCUCCACCAUCGCUAGUUUCAGUGGCCUGCCUAACCCAAUCAGAUGCUCCACAACGUUCUGAUGAGUGGUUUGCCCUUCGCAAGGACAAAUUGACUACAAGCACCUUCAGCACUGCUUUGGGAUUCUGGAAAGGGAAUCGACGAUAUGAGCUCUGGCAUGAGAAGGUAUUUGCUCCAGAUGUCCAAUUACUACCAUCUCCAAGCAGGAGUGCCAUGGAUUGGGGUGUUCUCAUGGAAGCAGUAGCCAUAGAACGCUAUAAAAGCAUCACUGGUCGCGAUGUGAGCACACUUGGGUUCGCAGUCCAUUCGGAUGAGCGAUUGGAUUGGGUUGGUGCCUCCCCAGAUGGUCUUCUUGGAAGCUUGCCUGGAGAUGGGAUCCUGGAAGUGAAAUGCCCAUACAACAAAGGAAAACCAGAAAAGGGUCUCCCGUGGUCAACUAUGCCAUUCUACUACAUGCCUCAGGUGCAAGGGCAAAUGGAAAUCAUGGACAGAGCUUGGGUUGAUGUGUAUUGUUGGACACCAAAUGGGAGUGCAAUAUUCCGUGUCUACCGAGAGCGGAGUUACUGGGAGUUGAUGCAUGGAAUUUUGUGGGAAUUUUGGUGGGAAAAUGUGGUUCCUGCUAGAGAAGCUCUUUUAAUGGGAAAUGAAGAGGGUGCCACAGCCUAUAAACCAACAUCAACACACAAAAAAACAGGACUAGUCAUUUCAAGAAGCUUGAAGUUGGCUGGUGAGGCAAAGAUGUUGUGCAGGGAUAUUGCUGGUCAUGUUGAAUUUUUUCGCUAGUGUGACCAACACUGCUUUCAACACGCAAGUCAGUUUUUUUGUGAAGGAGCGCUUUAUCCCCCAGUGUGGGAUUUUUUGAGGCGAAUCCUGAUUGAGUUGAGCUCCAAUGCAGGUACUGUACACCAGGUGGGAAACCAAGAAAAAACACGAGUAGCCCAAUGUUAGUUUUCUAGAGCUUGUCGUCUUGAUAGCUAGUCUAUAUGGUCGAAGUUGGGACAAUUACAACGACAUAUGCCGCAUUGUGCUGGAGUUCCACUUGUUAAAAUUUUGAAGUCCAGCACUGUAGAUGUUGGGAGUUGUUCUGUGUUUUAAGUAGGGGUAUUUUUGUCCGGAUGUUACUUUACUAAGAUGCCUCGAGAAACCAUGUAACAUUAUUCGAGUAUAUUUGAAACGAUAGCUAAACUUUGAUUGUCUGCUCAAAAACUGGGCUUCCGCCACAGAUUUUCUGGUUGAUAUCGAAUUGACAUUACUGUUGGUUGGUGCAA